Molecule: messenger RNA, 597 nt
Organism: Drepanopeziza brunnea f. sp. 'multigermtubi' MB_m1
Lineage: Eukaryota; Fungi; Ascomycota; Leotiomycetes; Helotiales; Drepanopezizaceae
Molecular function (GO): carbon-sulfur lyase activity
Source: RefSeq, a predicted model, not a curated record
AUGCCUUCAGGUGGAUGCUUCUGUAACAAGGUCCGAGUCGAGUUCGACGGCGAGCCCGACGCUCAAGUCCUCUGCCACUGCCAGGACUGCCGGAAGAUGGGAGGCGCAAGCUACAGCAACAACGUCAUGAUCGGAAUGGACAAGUUCAAGGUCCAAGGCACCACAAAGGAAUACUCCAAGAUAGCCGACAGUGGCAACAAGAUCACCUCGCACUUCUGCCCCGAGUGCGGAACGACCGUGUACCGUGAGGGCGCCUCCUUUCCCAACGCGGUCAUCAUCAAGGUUGGCGUUCUCGACGGGGACUGGGUGGAGAAGAAUCCGCCCAAGGGAGAACUCUAUGCCCCGAAGCGGCUGGCCUGGGUUGCUCCCGUUGAGGGCGCCGCCCAGAUUAAUGCCAUGUCUAUGGUGAGCAUGUUCGUCGAGGUCCAUCCCAUAGGCCUAUAUAUAGGCUUCUCUGCCUCUUCUCCAUUACCGGACUACCAAUUCCCUGCCGUUGAUUGGGCUCGCACAGCAGCUGAUACCGCCGAUGCCGUGUUCCUAAAGUCGUCCCCUAUCCGUGUGAUAUAUGGCGGUGCUCGAAAAGUAAAUCGCCCCUAA